This is a messenger RNA of Syngnathoides biaculeatus (alligator pipefish), 19322 nucleotides long. Its product is annotated as histone-lysine N-methyltransferase 2C-like. Gene Ontology annotation, molecular function: transcription coactivator activity; histone binding; histone H3K4 methyltransferase activity. NCBI's taxonomy places the organism in Eukaryota, Metazoa, Chordata, Actinopteri, Syngnathiformes, Syngnathidae. Gene Ontology annotation, cellular component: MLL3/4 complex; nucleus. Gene Ontology annotation, biological process: positive regulation of transcription by RNA polymerase II. The record is from RefSeq and is a predicted model, not a curated record.
GUUGUCCUCCGCGGAGGCCCUACUUUUCGCGCUGCCGCUGACAGGCAGACGGGUGGUGCUCCGGUCGCUCAAACAUGGCCACCGUGAUGGAAGCGCCGCUGUAACGUGAACGUUUUCCUUCCUUCGUUGGUCUUUUGCAUUAAGCGCCGAGCUAAAAGCGACUUUAGUGCCGACGCGAUGAGCGAGAAGGCGGCGGGCGACUUGUUGUGAUUGCGGCCGGCCGGCGCCGUUGAGACAAAUGUUUGCUGGCGGCGGCAGCGGCAGCGGCAGCGGCAGCGGCGGGCAACUUGUCUGUAAACACGUCGCUUGAGUCGCGCUUCUCACCAAGCUGGAGAGGAAAAGCAGGAGAAUUGCAUCCAAGCAAAUGCCCUCAGAGGACAGAAGAGCGCCACCUCCCGUCACUCGUGCCGGAAGCAAAGCCGCCGCGUCUGAGAGGCGGCGGCGCGGACGACCUCGGAGAGAUGGCGUAGACGGCCGCGCUGCUCCUCCUCCUCCUCCUCCUCCCAAGACCAGGAAAAAGGGGAGGAGUCGAGGCCAAGCACAGGUGGAGGAUGAAGAGGGCGUGGCCGCAACACAGAAAACUCCUCCUACUGACAAGAUGAAAGCAGAGGACAUGACGAGCGGACGCCGUGGCUCCGCCUCUAGGAGGAGGAGCAACACCGACCCCGCCCCUGCUCUCCCUGAAGCCCCUCCCAGCGACGAUCCCGUUCCCCUCAUCGCGCCCCCGACAUUCUCCUCGGAGGAGGAACCGGCUCCAACUGCUCCCGUUGCCACGCCCCCUCCGCAACACAGCCCGGCCCCCAGCCCAAGUGCCACGCCCGCUGAGGCAGAGGUAGGCGGAGCCAGCGCCGGCUCCAGCCCCGCACGGUCACCCCGGCCGCGCCUCGACGACGACGACGACGCGCCGUCGCCGCUCUUGCGCCGCUCCCCGUCCGAAGACUCGGGCUCGCCGACGCCCAGCCUGGGACACACCGAAAGACGCCUGCAGCAGUGUGCCUUCUGUUACCGCGGCGACCAGCCUCCCAUGGGUCAAGGCCCGCUGGUGGUGUUCGGACCCACGCCGGGCUACAUCCCGCUUCACAUCCUCAGCCGCAGAACGUCCUCGGACCUCGACAGCGAUUGUCACGACCACUGCUACCGACGCAGCCAGGCUGCAAACACGAGCAGCAGCAGUCCGGCGCAGUGUGAUGACGAGUCUUCCUUCCAGUUGGCGGAGCAGCUCGGAGCCGUCGGACUUCCGCACGACAUCGACGUCCAAUCGCUGUUUGACCCCACGGGUCAAUGCUGCGCUCACCUUCAGUGCGCGGCCUGGUCGGAGGGCGUCUGUCGCGGUGAGGGCCAAUCGCUGCUCUACGUGGACAAAGCCAUCGACUCAGGAAGCACGCAGGCGUGCGUGUUCUGCGGCGGUCUCGGAGCGUCGCUGCGUUGCCGAGAGCCGGGCUGCGGGCGGAGCUACCACUUCCCGUGCGCCGCCGCCGCGGGGGCUCAUCAGGACUGGCAGCACAGACGCACGCUGUGCACGAGACACGCGCAAGCAGCGUCUCGGUCGUGCGUGUCGUGUUCAUGCGACGGUGAUGCCGGCAGUCUGUUGAUGUGCUGUUCCUGCGGUAACCAGUACCACGCUCGUUGCCUGGCCCCACCCCUGACCCCCUCCUCCCUGAUCCGGGCUGGCUGGCAAUGCUCUCCGUGUCGGGUGUGUCAGAGUUGCAGGCUCGGAGAGGACGCGUCUCCGUUGCUGGUGUGUGCUCGCUGCGAUAAAGCUUACCAUCCGCACUGUCUGACGCCUCCGCCGGAUCGCACACCUGACACUAAAUGGACCUGUCAGAACUGUAGGGUGUGUCUUCGCUGCGGUGUGAGGUCGUCUGGUCACUGGGCCAAUCACCCCUUCCUUUGUGCAUCAUGUGACCCAGCUUUGCCUUGUCCCGUCUGUGGCCGCAGCCUUGACUUGUUGUCACUGCAGGACUAUGUGAUGUGUGUCUGCUGCUACAGGUCUGUGCAUGUCCACUGUGUUGCUGUCGAAGCAGGGAUCAACGCAACAAAGUGUGAUGACAAAAGUUACAUUUGCCCUACCUGUCAGUCUCAGAGGGCGGAGUUAGCAAUACCCGUACCAAUCCCUCACAGUCCUGCCAAUGACGUCCAGCUUAGUCCCACAGGGGUGCCACGUGUUCAAAGUCCGCCUGAAGUUCUCCCCAUUAGUACUAUCGCUCACAGCCCCUUCCAGGUACGUUCAGAGCAGGCUAAGACUCCAACUGAGCCCACAAGACUGUUGCACAAAGAUCCAGUAUCGUGUCCAGCCGAUGCCACAGACCUCCAGCAAAGUCAAAGUCUGUCUUCUUCUAGCGCCACAGAACACAGACUAAAUUUACUCCUGGCUCCCUCCGACCCAGCAGAACUCCCGCAAAGUCCCACACCAUCUCCUCCUACCACCUCGGAGCAAAGGUUAAGUCCAGUCCCGUCUCCCUCCGACCCAAAAGAACUCUCGCAAAGUCCCAAGUUGGCUAGCCCCACAGAGUUAAAACCAAGUCCACAGUCAUCUCCCUCUCGUGCUCCAGAGGAACAGCUUCAGCAAAGUCCAGAAUCAUGUCCUUCUAACCCCACAAAUAUUAGACUGAGUCCAACGCAGUCUUCGUCUAACCCAACAGACCCCGAGCAAAAUAUAGACUCAUCACCCACUCGCACCGCAGUGCCGAGACACAGUCCAUUGCCAUCACCUGCAAAUCUCACAGAAUUCCAGUGUAGUUUGUCAUCUUCCUUGAACCACACACAGCUUCACCAAAGUCCUUCUUAUGUUACUGAGCUGCAGACAAGUUUAGCAACAUCUCCCUUUAACCCAACACAAUCUAGUGAAAGUCUACCACAAUCUCCACCUGAUCACUCAGACCUUCCUUUGACCUCUCACCCUGUUCCAUCUUCUUCUAACACCACAGAGAUCCAGAAAAGUCCUGUACAAUCUCUUUCAGGUGCAACAGAUCACCUGCAAAGUUCAGUUCCAUCUCCUUCGAAAAUCACAGAGCGCCAACAAAGUCCAGACCCAUCUUCUGUCACAGAGCUCUCUCUUAGUCCUGUCCCAUCUUUAUCGAAGCCCACAGAGAUCCAGCGAAAUUCAGUCCCAUCUCCUAACUCCAAGGAUGUCCAUAUGAAUCCACUACGAUCUCCUUCUAAUGACACUGAGCUACCGCAAAGUCCCCUCCCGUGUCCUAACAUCACAAAGUUCAAGCAAAGUCCGCCAUUUCCUUCUAAUGUCUCAGAGCUCGGUCUAAAUCCAAACCCAUCUUUAUCAAAGCCCGCAGAGUUCCGGCAAAGUCCUGUCCUUUCUCUUUCUAACGCAAAGGAUCAGUGUCUAAGUCCAGUCUCAUCUCCUUGCAACGCGAACGAUCAGUGUCUAAGUCCAGUCUCAUCUCCUUGUAACCCGAAGGCUCUCCAUCAAAGUCCAGUCCCAUCUCCUUCUAAAGCAAAGGACCUUCAUCAAAGUCCAGUCCAAUCUCCUUCUAAAGCAAAGGAUCGCCAUCUAAGUCCAGUCCCAUCACCUUCUAAUGCAAAGGAUCGCUGUCUGAGUCCAGUCCAAUCUGCUUUUAACGACACAGAGCUACAGCAAAGUACAAGGCCACCUUCUGUCACAGACUUCCAGCAAAGUCCAACAUUAUCCCCUUCCGUCUCAGAUCUGCAUUCAAUUCCAGUCUCAUUGACAUCAAAGCCCCCAGAGUUCCCACAAAGUUUAGUAUUAUCGCCAUCUAACACAAAAGAUGUCCAUCAAAGUCCUCUCCAGUCUCCUAACAUCUCAGAGCUCCAACAGUGCCCUUUGCCAUCUCCUUCUAACACAACAGAUCUCCAUACAAGUCUAGACCAAUCUUCUGAUGUCACACAGCUCCAGAAAAGUCCAGCCCCUUCCCUUUUUAACAUCACCGAGCUACCACUAUGUUCAACACUAUCACUUUCUAAAAUCACAGAGCUUCAGCAAAGUCCGAUACCAUCUUCAUUGAAGCCCACAGAGGUUCAAGAAAGUCAAGUCCCUUCUCCUUCCAAUGUCACAGAGCUCCAUCAAAGUCCAGUUUCAUCUCCUUUGAACAUUACAGAUCUCCAACAAAGAUCAACACCAUCUCUUUCCAACGUCACGGAGGUUCUGCUUAGUCCAACACCGUCGCCUUCCAACAACACAGAGCUCCAACAAAGUCUAAAACUGUCUUCCAACGUCAAAGAGCUCCAUCGAAGUCCAGUCCUAUCUCCUCUGAACACCGCAGAGCCCCAUCAAACUGUAAUCCCAUCUCCUUCUAAAAUCACAGAGCACUGUCGUAGUCCGGUCCCAUUUCCGUCUGUCAUAGAGUUCCAUCAAACUCCAGUCCAGUCUCCCAUCAUGACAGCACUCCAACAAAGUCCAACAUCAUCUACUUCUAAUGCCACAGAGGUCCUAGAAAGUCCAGUCCUAUCCCUUUUUGAAGUCCCUAACACGAGACUAAGUCCAAUACCUUCUACACCAAUCCCCACAAAUGUCCAGGCAUGUCCAGUACCAUCUCCCCCAGUUCCUGCAGAACUUGAUGAAAGUCCAGUGUCGUUGGACUCUACCGCCACAGAGCACACACGGAAUUCCAAAUUAUUAGGGCUUGAUCGUCUCAUGGUUGAAAAACUGGCUGAGGCGGCGGAGCUUCCGGAAUGUCCUGCUUCAACUCAUCUUAGUCCGGUCCAAGUAAAGAAUGACCCACAUGGCAAUCACAUUCCUUGGGAAUGUCAGGAAAACCAUGCCGAGUCUCCAAUAAUUCACUUUUGUUCAACACCCUCUCCGGUGUCUUCGGUUCCUUUGGACAUGGAGCCUUUCCCUGUCCUUUCGACCUCCGCACCGGCUCAAGUUAGCCCUGCGUCCAGCCCUUCCAUGCCUUCGACCAGAGAUAAGCUUGCAUUAGAAGCGACUCCGGUGCAGGAUAGUACGAUGUCCGAGCUCGGUCCGGGCAGUUUUGAUGGUGAUGAAGCAAAGCCUGAGAUGAUCUCUCCAGACAACAUUGAGCAAGAUGACGGGAACCGGCUGAGCAGACCCCACAGUCCUGCCGACGUCACUGUUGACACGCCACUUCUCGGAACCCAUGAAGAAAAAUGCCCUCCCGAGCUGCAAUGUUCUCCACAUGUUGAAAAAUCUCUUCUGCAGAGUCCUACACAGGAUGUUGAAACGGUGCUUGCUCAGGAGAGCAAUAUUUCUCAUUCCGCCACUUUUACACUGGACAAGGAUCUCUCGUCAGGCAGUAAACACUCCGCAUGCAGGUCCAGUUCAGUUCCCUGUAGCCCAUCGAGAGUGCCCCUUCACACCACCUCGUGUAGUUUGUCACAGCCUGCCAGUCCAGCACGGAUGCCCUCCACACAACCCGCUACGCCUUUGGAGCUGCCAAUGCUUGUCCGCCAAUUUAUUGCACAACUGACCGUCACAACAACGUUCCCUCAUGCCUGCGGGGGGACCGGCACAGAGCUUAGAACUGGAGACAUUACACAGAACCUAAACCUGGACAAACACACACUUGAAUCAACUCUUUGUUGUUCUGCCAAUAUUGUGCCCGCACCCCCAUCAGUUUCCCAUCCCCAGAGUCCACUUGGUGAUCCACCGUCACCCACACCAUCAAGCCUUGUGUUCCAAAGCACUUCAGUGGACCGCAGUAGCCUCGUUCACGUGUCUUCUGAUGCUGUGGAGGAAGUUUCUUGUCAAAGCGCUUCUCUUGACUGCACACUGCAAAGCCCAAAACCUUUGGAACAGCAGGCUAGCACAGUACAUAUACAAGCUAGUCUGAGUGAUGCUAGCGAAAUGUCUGCUAGUCCUGCCAGCUCACUUCAGGCCUCGCGUGACUUAAAAACGGAGGUGACAGACCCUGCCACUGUUGAACCUUUGCCAGUUAGCACCAGUCCUUUAAGCCAAGAAAGUAGCCUGGUGAUGCUAAGGGACGCCUCUUCCCAGCCACCAGCCAUCCCCUCUUCAGUGCUUUCUACUCACACCGACACAAUUUCACCUCAGAAUGAAGACACCACGACACCAGUUGAGCAUCUGCGCCACGUCAUGGGAUUACCAACAAGUCCUGUUCCAGCAGGUGUUUGGAGUCCAACCGGCAGCGUGGGUGAUCCAGAGCCGCCUCAGCUCACAGAGUCUGGCCAAUCCAGUCCUUUACAAGUGCUGACUUGCGGCAGUCCCUCAGAGAUGAAGGUUUUACGUUCAACUAACAGUAGUCCUACACUGUGUAGACCAUCUUAUGACACCUCUGAUAGCCAAGGUCUGAGCAUCAUUUCCUCGGAGGCGAGCGUUUGCCUGCGCAGCCAAAGUUCCUUACAAACUUGCACGACGUUGCGCACGUGUGCACGUGCUAGUAGCAGCCCGACUCCAACGCAGACUGCUGAAAUAUUUCACGGUAGCACAGAUCCUAGCCUUAAAUCGGACGCACAGGCCACUUUUCAAGAGCGGAAGUCGGUCAUUUCCACUUCGCUGCGGCAUGAUUCGGGUCCAGGUUUGACUUCAGAUUCUUCGUGGAAGAUCAAAGCAAAAUGGACAAGUGGCCAAGCUGGCUCAAUCACUGCUUGCCAGGCUAGUCCGACUUCCCCUUGCCAAUCUCCAGCACCAUUAAGCCCCUUGAAUGACAGACUACCCAGCAGUCCCACUCAGGAAGACACUGAGAUGGCUGAAACUCGAUGUGCUCAUAAAAUCAUCGAUUGUCCCCCCCCCACUCAUGCUACGCAAACCCACGCAGUGAACCGGAGCCAGCUUUCUAGUCAAUCACGGUUGGCUAAUGCACAGAUUACGCCUGCCAAUCCCGAGGACCCAGAGACCGGUAGGGGUCCACCUCGUCGCGCUCACGCUGGACCGUGCCCUUCUGGUCCUACUUCUACCUCCCUGUGUCUGGGUGAGGCCACGUCCAUUUACACCACGGACCGGGAGGAACAUCACACCUUACCGCAGCAUCCUCCCGAGACGACAAAAGGGGGAGUGCUGAAUCUAGAGAACGAUGAGCAGGAACAGGAGGAAAAUGAGGAGCAAAAGAAAGAGAAAAGCAAGCAGGAGGAGAUGGAGGUAGCGCAACAUCAAGGGCAAAAGGAGCAGGAGCAGGAGCAGCAGGAGGAGGAGGAGCUCAGCAGUCCAGGAGCUCAUCUGUCUCCUGGUGAGCCUGCUGCGGGGUCCUCCUUCCACUCCGGCCCUCCCUCACCUCCCGCUUCCCCGCCGCCGUCGACGUCGACCGGCCCUCUUCAACGCGGCGACGUGUCCUCGGAGGCGUCCCUCCCUCUCAGUCAGUGGGGACAAGAAGACACUUUGUGCUCCCAGAAGAUGCUAGAAGCCAACAAAGAUGUCGUCCAAUCCCACGCCGAAUGGUCGGCCCCGGAUGCGCUCGCUAUCCGGCCGAAGCGGGAAGAGGUGAGGGAGAGUAGCAGCGACGGCGAAGGGGAGCCGGAGGCAUCUUUAGACGCGGAGGUGAUGAAGCUGAUGACCUCGUCGUCUCCGCUUUGCGGGUCCCCCCGGCUCCCUUCCUCCCCCAGCCCUCCCCCUCUGGCCACGCGAAGUCUCAGGCGUCCUCCUCCCUCCUUGCCUCUCUCAGACGAGCUCUCCAUCCGCCUAAGACAGUCUCCUUUCUCCACCGAGGCCUCGCCGGAGACCUCCCCCGUCAGGGUCUCCGUUACCCCGCCGCCCCUCUCCCCUCCUUCGCCCCCCCUCAGCUUCACUCCUCCGUACAGGGAGUCACCGCCCCUGUGCGAGACGCCUCCGUCCACGGUGAUCCCUCUCACUCGUAAGAUCGGCAUGGGCAAGCCCGCCAUCUCCAAAAGGAAGUUCUCACCCGGCAGGGCCCGGGUCAGGCAGGGUUCGUGGUGGAGUCACGUCAGGGCGGUGAGCCCCCCGUCGUCCUCUCAGGACUCAACGGGCGAGGGGUGCCGGGACAGGCCCGAGUUCCGUCAGGCGGACUUGCCCCACUGGAGCAUGAGAGUGGGUCGUGGGUUGGGCUUUCCUGGGAGGAGGCGGUCCAGAGGAGGAGGUGUCGGAGGAGGGCGAGGAGGACGCGGAAGGAGUCGAAUUAAGACGCAGGACUGUUUGUCGGUGGCAUCGCCGUACAGUUUGGUGGAAUCCGUCCCGCCCAAGCAAGAGGAGGACAACUCCAUGCACAACACGGUGGUGAUGUUCUCCACGUCGGAUUUGUUCACUCUCAGUCAGGACAUGUGCGUGGUGUGCGGCAGCUUCGGUCAGGGAGCAGAAGGUCGACUGCUGUCGUGUUCCCAAUGCGGCCAGUGUUACCACCCCUACUGCGUUAACGUCAAGGUUACUCGCGUCAUCCUGACCAAAGGGUGGCGCUGUCUGGAGUGCACGGUGUGCGAGGCGUGCGGCGAGGCCACGGACCCCGGUCGGCUGCUGCUGUGUGACGACUGUGACAUCAGCUACCAUACGUACUGCCUGGACCCGCCCCUACACACCGUCCCCAAGGGGCCCUGGAAGUGCAAGUGGUGCGUGUGGUGCGUCCAGUGCGGCUCAGCCUCGCCCGGUCUGCGUUGCGAUUGGCAGAGUAACUACAGCCGCUGCGGACCCUGCGCCAGUCUCACGUGCUGCCCCCUCUGCCAGAGAGCCUACACCAACGAUGACCUCAUUCUACAGUGUCAGCAGUGUGACCGGUGGGUGCAUGCGCUUUGUGUCGGUCUGACCACCGAAGACGAGGUGGAGAUCGCUGCUGAUGAAGGUUUCCACUGUCCGCUGUGCAAAUCACACAGCCGCAUCCCAUACGGGAGGCUGCUGGACAACCUGGACGUGGCUCAGAUCCUCUCCCGGAGCCGAGAAGCAGACACGAAGACGUACAGUCAGGACGGCGUCUGUCUGACCGAGUCGGGCCUCUCUCAGCUCCAGUCUCUGGUGGAACCCUUGACCUCCGCUCGCAGGUACCGCAGGUGUAAACCCAAACUGAAGCUUAGGAUCAUCAACCAGAACAGCGUGUCUGUCCUGCAGACCCCACCCCACCCGGACACAGGUCACUUGGAGUGUGACCUCAAGUCCGACUCGAGCCCCGAGAGAGCGCAUCUCCGCCAGGAUGACGUCGGCAAAGACUCGGCCAAGAGGAAGAGGAAGCCGUACAGGCCAGGUAUCGGAGGCUUCAUGGUGCGGCAGCGAGGCGGCAAGGCGGCCGGCGGCGCCGUCAAAGUGUGCGGCGGGAGAGAUGCGAGCGAGGUGCUGCGUGCAGACGAAGAUGGAGACAAGGUGAAGAAGCGAUACAGAAAGAAGAAAACAAAGCUAGAGGAGGCCUUUCCGUCUUAUCUACAGGAAGCCUUCUUUGGUCGGGAUCUUCUGUAUCGCAUUCGUCAGGUGGACCCGGGGAUGCUCACGGAAGUGACGCGGAUCCGCCGAACGGGAGCGCUUGCUGGAAAAAGCCCCGCCCCCUCGGAAAAGCUGAUGAACAGAAAGCAGGAAAGACUUGCGUUGUCGGAUGACGCGCUGGUGGAUCUGCGUGACGUUCUCGACACACACCCUCACAUUCUGGCCACAGGACACGCAGUCGUCCCCUUGCCGACCUCGGAGCUGACGGGGACCGGAGGCCGGGCCCAGAAAGCGUUGCACGAAGAGCCUCUGGACGCCAUCUUAAACCCCGAGCUGGACAAGAUUGUGACGGACGGUGCCAUCCUGAGCAAAUUGUACAAGAUUCCAGAGCUGGAAGGGAAGGACGUGGAAGAACUUUUCACUGCUGUGCUCAGCCCGGACACCGGCGAGCAGCACAACCAACACGCGCGCACUGCAGCAGCGGGCGUCGGCGCGUUUCCACGUCCGGCUCUACUGAACGGCCUGGCGGGUCGCCCCCCCCCCGACGUGGACGCGAUGCCCGGCGGGACCUUCCGAGGUUCCGCCCCUUGCCUGCUCCCGACCGUUCAGGUGGCGGGGGAGGGUGAGCACGACGCCGUGUCCACGGCUCAGAGGGGCAUGUUGAAGUGGGAGAAGGAGGAGGCCCUGGGGGAGCAGGCCACAGUUGCGCCUGUGCUCUACUGCAACACCAACUUCCCCCACCUGAGGGACCAGCACCCCGAGUGGUCCGCGAGAGUGAAGCAGAUCGCCAAGCUCUGGAGGAAGGCCAGCUCUCAGGACCGAGCGCCUUACGUGCAACGGGCGCGAGACAACCGUGCGGCUCAGCGCAUCAACAAGGUCCACCACCUGCCCUGUGAGCCCCCGAGGCGCGCGCCCCCCUCCCAGCCGCCGCCGCUUCAAGGAUCGUACGAGGGCGUCUCCCCGGAGGCCGACUCGACGCCGAAGGAUCCGCUCAGGCCCAAAGAGUCGCAGCAGGAGCAGGAGUGGAAGUUGAGACAGGGAGAGGUAAAAGACAGAUGGCGAGCCGGUAAGAAGAGGCAGGAAAAUACAGAUAAAGAUUGUCCCUUCCAAGCAUCUCUAGCAGGAGGUGGCAAAGAGGCUCCGCAAAUGCGUCAGAAGAGCAAGCAGCAGGCCAAGAUGGAAGCCACCCAGAAGCUGGAGCAAGUGAAGAACGAGCAGCAGCGGCAGCACCAUCAGCAGCAGCUCUCGGCAAAUCAGCAGCCGGACGUGUCGCCGGACUUUCAGGCCCGACAGAACCUCCUUCAAGGCUCCUCUUCGGUUGACAACGUGUUCCUCAGACCACAAGUCCCGCCUCCUUCUGGCUACUCCUCGCUUCCUCACUCCCCCCACUCGCCUCACUCUUCCUCCCCCCUCCAGCAGCCCCCGUCUUCCCCCCAAGUGUUCUCCCCUCCUUCGUCCCGCCCCACUUCACCCUGGGACCCCUACAGUAAGCCGGCGGGAACCCCUCGGCCCGCCUCGGUUCAGCGUUGCCCCCUGCUCAGCGUCUCACCUGCUCACGACAGCCUGGGAUCUCCCGCACCGUCCCCGGACUCGAAAGCCUCUGACGGUUUAAGGACCCUCGCGCCCCAGCUAGGUCUGCAGCACAGCGGAGCGGCUAUGAAGAGCCCCCCCUCUGGCUCCCAAGUGUACCACAGGUCUCAGGUCCAAGGGGGGGUGUUUAAAGCCCCUAUGCCCCCUCAAAACCAGCUGCAACAAGAGUUGUUUGGUGCCAGGAGGGAGCUGGGUCUCCACCAGCCUCAGGAUCCCGCCUUUCAUUGUGGCCUGGACUCCCCUCAGAGCAGCUCUUACGCCCCCUCCUCGGGAGUUGACAAUAGUCAGCAGAGCUCUUUGCCUCUGCGGCCUUCACACAACACCUACACCACCUCUCCGACUUCCGGCCCACAUAACGACGGCUCGUACAUGCCGAACCCCAACCUGAGUCUGUCGCUCGACCACCUGAAGAUGGUGAGCGGCCGCCGGCCGUCCCCCUCCCGCCCUACGUUGGACACGUACGCUUCGCACACCGGCACGGUUCCUGAGCGCUUCCCGCCGUCGCCGGGUGGUGCGCUGACCUCCGACCCCUACGCCAGAGCGGCCGGUACGCCGCGCCCCUCGGCGGACCCUUAUGCCCAGCGACCCCCCACCCCUCACCCUCAGAAGACGCCGGAAACUUUUGGCCAGGCCCAAGUGGAGAGCUUAGCUCCUCAACUUGUGAGAUCUUCAGUUGCUGGCGAGAUUGUGACUCAUGAGCAGUCGCCACAGCCGGACUCCUUCCCCAGGACCCCCGCGGGUAGCCAGACCCCAAAGCACCGCCGGGCUCCCGACGACAGAUUUCCGUCAGGUCGUGUCACCUGCGGAGCCCCCCAAACGGACAAGAUGGCAGCCAAUGACACGGCGACCCCUUCAGAAGGGCCGCUGUGCUUGCUUCCGCAGGUUGGGGACUCUCAGGAGAAACUCAAACAGCGUCAGAGGCUGCGCCAGCUCAUCCUGAGGCAGCAGCAGCAGAAGAGCGCAUUGCGGCAGGAUAAAGGCCUUCAGGAGGGCGGGCCCUCGGCCGUCACACCCGGGGCGGCGACGCCCCAUCGCUGGCUCCAGGACGCCGCCGCCGCCGCCCCGACGGACGUGUUUGGACGUCCCCCGCCGCCUUACCCUGGCGCGCUACGUCUUCCCAGGCCGCCUGGGGCUUAUCCUGGAACUUUUCCAGGAGAACAGCCGAGAGGGUUGACCCCCAGUGGGUCUCCUUUUCCCGUGCCGAGGGCGACGCCGUUGAGGUUUGGUCUGCAGGACUCCUUCCAUCGGCCCCCCCUGGCGUUGGUUCCCGGCGCCGGGCUCGCAGGGCCCAGGAUAGCACCCGCGCCAGUCCACGGUGAGAUGAUCGCCAUCCGUCAGCUGCCCGCCUCCAGCCCGCAGCCUCACGUCAUGUCAGUGGCCCCCCAGGCUUUUCCCGUCCCCCGCGCUCUCUCCGUGCAGCAGCACAACAUCAUGGGUCAACCCUACAUUGAACUUCGCCACCGCGCUCCAGAGAACCGCCUGAGACUGCCCUUCUCCCUCACGGUCGGACCCGCCUCCGAAGCCCCCUCGCCGGUGCCUCAGCCGUCCGCCCCGAGGCCCGGUCCGGGCGCCCGGACGGGGGAGACUCCGACGGGCCGGCCCGUGCUCCCGAUGGUCCCGCAGCAGAACCUAGUCCAAGCCCCGACUCUGGGUCCGGGCAACGAUGCGGCGCUCCAAAGAGCCGAAGGCGUAGACGAGCAUCUCGAGGGGGUGGACUCUGCUGUCAAAGAUCUGGAAGACGUGGAGGUGAAAGAUCUUGUUGACCUCAAUCUCAACCUGGAUCCGGAAGAUGGCAAAGAAGACUUGGACCUGGGUGCUAACGACCUCCACCUCGAUGACUUCCUGCUGUCCGGGAAGUUUGACCUCAUCGCUUACGCUGACCCGGAGCUCAACCUGGAUGACAAGAAGGACAUGUUCAAUGAAGAACUUGACCUGGGAGAGUCUGCGGGGGACAAGAAGGACGGAGCCAGAAAGGCCGAUAACCGCGCUGACGUUAAAGAAGGCGGGGACGAGAGCGUCAAGGCAGAUCCUCAAGACCAGUCCGCUCCACUUCAUCUCCUUCCACAACCGAGAAAGCUCCCUGGACCAGAUGGCGUUUUUGGACCACCUGCAGUCGCAGCUGGAGCCGCUCAGCCCAGCUCCUCUUUGCAGCUGGCUAAGGGGGAGUUGGGAGAGUCUGGUUCUGGUUCGGGGAUUUUGCCAGAACUCCAAGCCCAGGGAAAGGUUCUGUCUUAUGCCGCGACUCCCACGCUGGCUCCAGGUACGCAGCCUGGCUUUCAGCAGAGAGCACCCGGACCCCCGUCAUCUUACUUCGCUCCUCCACCUCAGACACAUCCGUUGCCCUCUCAGGGUCUCCCUUCUGGUUCUGGCCCUCACUCAGUGUCGCUCCGAUUGCCCCAGCCUCGCGUCCUCCUCGCCACCCAGGCUCAGCCUCCUCAGCUAGACGUGCUUUCUCCGACCCAGGAUCAGGAUCAGGACCAGGACCAGGACCAAAACAAAGGCAAAGCUUUGCUUCUGGAGGAACAGCCUCUCUUGCUGCAGGAUCUCCUGGACCAGGAGCGCCAGGAGCAGCAGCAGCAGAAGCAAAUGCAGGCCCUUAUCAGGCAAAAGUCCACCUCGGACCCCGGAAUCCCCGAUUUGGCAGACUUUGACUCUAUCUCGGACCCCAUCAUGAAGGCCAAAAUGGUGGCUCUGAAGGGCAUCAACAAGGUCAUGAGCCAAGGCAACCUGGGCCUCAACAGGUUUCAUCAGGCUCCCGGCAACGCCGCUUCUGAGGCCACAACGCAGCCUCCUCUUUCAGUGGGACGGGACGCCGAGUUGACCCCUCAAGUGGCACAGCCCGGCCCUCCCAGCUGCGGACCCGGCUUUGGCAGCGACGCUCGGAGGCAUCAGUACGAGGAGUGGUUGGGGGAGACUCAGCAACUCCUGCAGAUGCAACAGCGCCUCCUGGAGGACCAGAUCGCCGUCCACCGCAAGACCAAGAAGGCUCUGUCGGCCAAACAGAGGACGGCCAAGAAAGCGGGCCGCGCGCUGGCCGAGGAGGAUGCCGCCCAGCUGCACUACGUCGUGGAGCAGCAGUCCGCCGUCCAGAAGCAGCUGGAGCAGAUCCGGAAGCAGCAGAAAGAUCACACGGUGCUCAUCGAGGACUACAAGGCCAAACGGCGGCAGCAGAGGGCCCCCGUCAACGUGCUCCCUUUGCAGAAUAACAUCCAGAACAUCCCUCACGGUUGGUCGCCAGCAGGCUUGAAUUUGACGUCUCGCCCGCCGCCUCCGAUGUCGCCCGCCCGCCCGACGACCCCUCAGGUCGCGGCCGUAGCCCCCGGGCUCCCGGCUCCGGCGGCGGGCUUCGCCCCGGCGGCUCACGUGUCGGCCCCCUCUCCUCAGGUUAAAUUUGACGACAACAACCCGUUCAGUGAAGGAUUCCAGGAGAGGGAAAGGAGGGAAAGACUGAGAGAGCAGCAAGAGCGACACAAAGUGCAGCUCAUGCACGGGGUGGAGCGCCAUCAAAUGUUGCACCAGCAGAGGAUGGAUCUGGAUCAGCAAGGCCUUCGAUCGGGUCCCGCCGGGCCAGGCUCCAACCCCAGCGGGGAAGGUCUCCCCCAGGUGCCCUUCUUCAGUUCUGAGCUUCCCCAGGACUUUCUCCAGUCCCCCCCGAGCUCUGGAGCACCGCUUUUUCCUCAGGCUCAGCAGGGCUUCACGGCGGGGCCGCGCCCGGAUUUCAUUCCCGACGCUUCCCCGGAGCGGGGUGGGGUCUUGCCCGCGGAGGCGGCGUCUUCCAAACUGCAGGCGAAAGCGCGACCCGCCGGCGGUCUGGAUCAGGUCCGCGCCUCGGGGGCCUUUCAGACGCCCUCCAAACAAGGCGGUCAAGGUCAUCCUUUGGGCCCCGACUCGGCCUCCUCCUCGCCGUCCGCCGCCCUCCAGGCGUCGUUCUCCUCGUCGCCCCUUCCCCAGCUUUACGCUGACAUCUUGCCCGACGAGGGCUUGAGGAGGAGGAGGAGGAGGAGGAGCGUCCACCGGGACCGAGACAACGCCGGAGGGGCGGGGGGAACCCGGACGCCGCUGUCUACUCACUCCGAUGACAUCACGGCCCCGCCGACGCCGGCGUUUUCCGACACUUCUUGUUCUACUCCCACACGGAGCGGCGCGGAGACGGCCGACUUCAGCUUGCCCCUCUCGGCUCUGGCGCCGUCCUCUGAACUGGAGCGGCAACUGUCGGUGGUUUGCGCGGCCCGGGAAAGAAGUUCUCUUCUGAGCGCGGAUGCUCAAGGCGGCUUCCUGUGUGGGAAUCUAACGACGGUCAAGGAGGAGCGCGUGGAGCGAGGAUCCUGCGGAGGAAAUCCCGUGAAGUCGGAAUGCACCUCCCCUCUUCACGCCGGCAGCGGAGGUGACCCCGGGAAGGAGCUCCUCCGCCACCUGCUGAAGGAGAAAAACUCUCCCGCAAAGACGGCGUCGCCGAGCCGCCAGGCCCCUCCCGCCGUGGAUGGCGCCGGCUUCUAUGGCAAUUUGACAGCGGACGGCCCCGACGUCCCGGACCUGUUGGGAAAGAGGAAGGCCCAGCGCUGUAAGAGAGCCGCACGGCCCGACAAAGACAAAACUCUGGGCAAAUACAAGAGGAGACGACGAGAGGACGGCGACUGCGCUGACGACGACGACGACGACGAACGCGCCCUCGACUGCUCCUCCUCUUCCCCGUCGGAGCAGAUCAUGACGCACCUCACGCAGCUGACGGUGCUGCCCCUCAUGGAGCCGGUCCUGGGUCUGGACCUGAGCCCGUUCCCCCCGUACGGCAGCUCGUCUCUGGGCCGAGACUCCAGGCUGAGCGGCUCCUUCGGCAGCGCCUGCCUGGACGGAGUCGCCGACUACUACGCGCAACUCACGUGCAAAAACCUCCUAGGCAACCCCCCCACACCUCCAGCCUCGCUGCCACCGACCCCCCCUCCGAAGCUGGUCAACGGCUUCGCCGCAGCGGAGGAAGUGAGCAGGAAGGACGGGAGUGCGCCUGGGCCUGCCUUUAGCGCAAGGUGACCUCGUGGCGCGAUCUCAUUGUCCCGUCCGCCAGAUCUUGACCGGAGCGCCGUGGACGUGCCCGCCUCCCUCCCCACGCCGCCGCACAACAACCAGGAAGAACUCCGCGUGCGGGACUCGUCGCCCCCGUGCGACAGUCCGGACGGUUUCGUGCCGUCGUCGUCGCCCGAGAGCGUGGCCGACGCGGAGGUCAGCAGAUAUCCCGACCUGUCCUUCGUCAAGACCGAGGCGCCGUCCCCCUGCCCGUCGCCGCCCAUUCCCAUCGUGCCCUGCUCCUGGGGCAAAGGCUCUGCGCUGAAGCGGGAAGUCAAGACUGAGCCCGACCAUCCGGCUCCUCCCGUCUGCUCCAAAACAGAUUUGGUCACCAUAGCGAUUACCUUGAACCCGACAGGCUCCCAGAAUGUUCCUGGCGUCAUGGCGGCGGUGGCCGAGCUGCUGCGGGUGCCCUCCUCCAUCGACUACCGGCUGAGCCGCGCCCAGUGUGCCCCGACGGGCCCGACGGACGGAGUCUCGGCGCCACCUCAGACUUCAAGCAGCAGGCAGCAGAGAACAGCGCCACCAGCUGAUGUGAGGACGGACCCCAUCCAACGCGGCGCCAUCUCUCAGCCGCCGUCAUGCAGCUUCUGCAAAGUGCUUCUGGGAAAAGUCAAAGAAGCCAAACAGGAGGCUCGCUCGGGUCUGCUGUUCUGCAGCGCCGACUGCUCGGCUCUCUACUCGUCAGGUCCAAAGAGCGGCGCCUCCGCAGACCGGCCGGCGGACCAGCGCCCCCCUCCGUCCCCUCCGCACCGCUACGCCAACAAUAUGUCGUCCAUCGCCGUGCACUCGCUCCCGACGGCCCCCGCCCGGACCGCCGGAUCGUCCCCGCCUCUCCGCUUCCCGCCGGCGUCCGCUGUCACCAUGGAGACCAAACCCCGCGCGGACGGCCUCAAGGUGAAAGUGAAAUUGAAGCCCCGCCCCUACGCCUUCUCCGAGGGCGACGGCUCGCUGCCCGGCAAGCGGGUGAAGGGUUCGCGGUGGCGCCGCUGGAACGUCAACGUCGCUCUGAGCAGGGGUCCCAUUUCCGACAAGGCAGCCGCCAUGCCGACCGAGGAGGAAGCGGACGUGUUGUUGAAGAAGCUGGGGGCGUGUCUACGGCCCGACCCCUUUCCUGCCGACCGGCGAAGGUGUUGCUUUUGCCACCAGCAGGGGGACGGAGAAACCGACGGACCGGCCAGACUGCUCAACCUGGAUUUGGAUUUGUGGGUGCACCUGAACUGCGCCCUCUGGUCCAGCGAGGUGUACGAGACUCAGGCGGGCGCGCUGAUCAACGUGGAGCUGGCACUGCGCCGCAGUCUGACGCUGCGCUGCGCCCACUGCCAGCAGACGGGCGCCACCAGCGGCUGCAAUCGGCUGCGCUGCGCCAACACCUACCACUUCACGUGCGCGCUCAGGGCACAUUGCACCUUUUUCAAGGACAAGACCAUGCUGUGCCAGCUUCACCGGCCGCGGACGGGCCCCGCCGGCUCCCCGCCCUCGGCGCCGGACCCGCGCGACCCCUACGACUCGGAGCUGCGGCGCUUUGCCGUCUUCCGCCGCGUCUACGUGCAGCGCGACGAGGCGCGACAGUUGGCGGCCAUGGUGCAGCGCGGCGAGGCCGGCCACACGUUCCGCGUGGGCAGCCUCCUCUUCUGCGCCGUGGGGCGGCUCCUCCCGCGCCAGAUGAACGCCUUCCACGACGCCGACGCCAUCUUCCCCGUCGGGUACCACGCCGACCGCAUCUACUGGAGCAUGCGCCACGGCAACAGGCGCUGCAAGUACAUGUGCUUCAUCGAGGAGCACGACGCCCGGCCCCUCUUCAAGGUCAAGGUGGUGGAGAAGGGCUACGACGACCUCGUGCUGACGGCGUCCACGCCCAAAGGCGUGUGGGAGCAAAUCCUGGAACCGGUGGCGCGCCUCCGAAGUUCCGGCGGAACUCUCAAGCUCUUCCCGGACUUCCUGAAAGGGGAAGACCUCUUUGGACUCAGCGCCUCGGCCGUCAGCAGGAUCGUGGAGUCUUUGCCAGGAGUGGAGGCGUGCGAGCGCUACACCUUCCGUUACGGCCGCAACCCGCUCAUGGAGUGGCCGCUGGCCUUCAACCCCUCCGGCUCGGCCCGCUCGGAGCCCAAAGUCGGCGCGGCAAAGAGGCCGUACCUGCCCGCCGGCGCGGCUCCCAGGUGCCAGGGCUCGGUGGGCUCCAUCGUGGGUCCGGUCCCGGGCGUCAUCUCGCUGUCGCCGGGCGAGACGGUGGCGGGCGCUCAUCAGGGACGCCACUCCAAACUGGCGCAGUACCGCCGCAUGAAGGCCGACUGGAAGACCAACGUCUACCUGGCGCGAUCCCGCAUCCAGGGCCUGGGGCUGUACGCCGCCAGGGACAUCGAGAAGUGCACCAUGGUCAUCGAGUACAUCGGCGCCAUCAUCCGAAGCGAAGUGGCCAACCGCAAGGAGAGACUCUACGAGAGUCAGAACCGAGGCGUUUACAUGUUCCGGAUCGACAACGAUCACGUGAUCGACGCCACCAUCACCGGAGGACCCGCCAGGUACAUCAACCACUCGUGCGCGCCCAACUGCAUCACGGAGGUGGUGAGCGUGGACAAGGAGAACAAGAUCAUCAUCAGCUCCUGUCGACGCAUCCAGAGGGGAGAGGAGCUGUCCUACGACUACAAGUUCGACCUGGAGGACGACCAGCACAAGAUUCCGUGCCACUGCGGCGCCUUCAACUGUCGCAAGUGGAUGAAUUGAGCGCGAGUUCCAUUGCCGGGCGAGAGGCUGGUCCUCUGUGUGUAAAUGUGUACAAAGAUCAGCAGAUGAUUUGUGUAAAAUAACUUUUGGUUUUGUAUUUAUUACUAAAUGAGCUUAUUUUCUAAUCACACUCACUUGUUUUGGGUGCCGGCGUGUAAGGAGAAAAAAAAAAAAAAAAAGACUUGACACUUUGGACGAGAGGUCGUUUAUUUUCAAGUUUGAGUUGUUUGUGGCCACGCCCCCCCCAGCUUUUUUUUUUUUUUUUAACUUGACAUUGUGAGAAUGAUGAAAUGAAUUAUGUUUUGGGGGAUGUUGUGGAACCUGAUUUAUCAACAUUUACAAAAAAUAAAAUAUUUUCCAUUUUGAAACAACAUGGCGUCGAGUCCAAAGCGGGCUGGGAAAAGUCGUCGAGGUGGGGUCGGAAAUAGAAUUAUUAUAUUUUUGUAUAAGCCGGCACGGUGGCCAGCUGCAAAGCAUUGGCCUCGCGGUUCCGAAGUCCAGGGUUCAAAUCCCGCCGGUGUGGAGUUUGCAUGUUCUCCUCUUUCCAACGUCGCCAAAAUUGUGCGACAUUAAUCGGACACCUGACCAAACAUCCAGGAAUGUUGAACGAUUUUCAUGCUAAAUUUCAUUUUUGGUCAAUGAUAGAGGAAGUAAUAACUGCUUAUUUUAUGAAUAGCUUUUUCCGAAGAGCACUCUCACCCGAGAU